GUACUCUCUCCUCUCUAAAACUCUCACCUUUUCCCUCUCUUUAAAAACUUCCACUUUUUCCUGCUCCUUCACCAGCUCUCUCACACACACGAUGGGCGGCGCUCACAACCGUUCCUCUUUCAUUCUCACCGCCGCUUACUCUCCCUGAAAAGCUCCCCUCUUUCCUUCCCUUUCCUCCGAUCCGUAAUCCCAAAAAUUCGAAUCUAACUCCUACCGCCGACGGCACUCACAACCGGCUACUCCCCUCCGAUUUGAACCCCCCCAAAAACCCGAACCUCACUCCCACAACCAGCGACACUUUCGUUUUUUUUUUCUUUGUGGUUACUGGCUGCUAGAUUUUUCAAUUUUUUUUUUAUUUUUGAUGCUGCUAGGGUUUUUUUUGGUAGCCGUUCCCCCUUUGUAGCUACUACUGUAGCAUAUUAUACCCGAUUACGAUUUCGGGAGUGCCAUUUUCCACCCUCUGCCAGACGCGAAUCGACUGAAUUCGAGACUGUAGCGGCAGUUAAUCCCAAUGGAAAAUCGAAUAAGAAAAUCUAAUAAGAAAAGAGCUGCUGAUGAUCCAGACGUUGCAACUACAAGAGGCAUAAACUAUACUGGUCAUGGAGAAAAUGUAGAUGGAGUCCUUGAUGAUGAUCUGAAUGAGCCUACCAUGGGUGAGAAACUUGCGAGUUUAAAUUUAGUGGAAAAUGGAAAAACUGAAUCCCAUGAAAAGCAAGAAAGAGAAGAAUCUUCUCCUCUUGCCAAGCCUCCCAUUGCAGAUUCAGUUAAUGUUCUGCUUAAGCAGGCAUUACAUGCUGAUGAUCAUGCACUUCUACUAGAUUGCUUAUACACUCAAGAUGAGAAGGUUAUUGCAAAUUCAGUCUCUCAACUAAAUCCAUCUGAUGUUCUCCAGCUUUUACAAUCUCUUAUAUCUAUAAUUCAAUCAAGGGGUGCAGUAUUGGCAUGUGCCCUACCAUGGAUAAAAAGUUUACUUCUUCAACAUGCUAGUGGAAUUAUGUCCCAGGCAUCCUCUCUGCGUGCUCUGAACUCUUUGUAUCAGCUUAUUGAAUCUAGAGUCUCAACUUUUAAAUCUGCUCUUCAAAUAUCAAGUUGCUUAGACUUCCUAUAUGCAGGGAUUGUUGAGGAUGAGUUCGAUGAGAAUGCCACAAUCCCAGUAAUAUUCGAGGACAAGGAUGAAAGCGACGAAGAGGAAUCUGAAGAUGCAAUGGAAACUGAUCAAGGGAGUGAAGAUGGGGAAGCACUUGAUGAUGAAGCAUUUGAUGGGGUCAGUGAUUUUGAAGGAAUUGAUGAUAUGAGUGACUGAUGGGAUAAUUAUGGCUGCUUUGGUCUCAUUCUGUUGGAAGCUUGUACAAUGAUUUGUCAGCCUUCGAAAGAAAAACCAAAGCAAUGAGUUUCACGGACAGUGACAUUGUUUCUCACUGGAAAAUAUAUCCCAUACAGCUUAUACUGAAGAGCAAACAGGAAGAUACCUCAGAUUUGGUUUCUGACAAGACGAAAGUAAUUGGAGUUUAACGUGUAUGCCAGGAAACAUAGAUACAUGUAGGAGAUUGAUGCAAGUUGCAGGUACUGUUGCUAUUCCUGGAUUGCACAGCACUAAUUUAUGAAAGGUUAUUAUACAGUGGGAGGUAUCAUGCUUUUCGUUCUUUAGUUGGAAUACUUGAUUUAUUUGAUUUUCCUUUUUCGAACGAAUACACAAAAUCCUUUGUCAUUCAGUUUUAGUGUCUCCUGAAUUUAGCAAUUUUGUAGGGUCUGUGCAAACAUGAUGUAGAAUAUGUGAGAGGGUAGUGCUGUAAGAUGCCUAUCCGUUUAACAAAUUGAGAUAUUUUGCCUUGGUGCAAAAUCUAUGAAAUUAGAGCUUGAACUUGCUGCAUUUUGCUUCU
Molecule: messenger RNA, 1880 nt
Organism: Theobroma cacao (cacao)
Lineage: Eukaryota; Viridiplantae; Streptophyta; Magnoliopsida; Malvales; Malvaceae
Product: WD repeat protein
Biological process (GO): maturation of SSU-rRNA from tricistronic rRNA transcript (SSU-rRNA, 5.8S rRNA, LSU-rRNA)
Cellular component (GO): nucleolus
Source: RefSeq, a predicted model, not a curated record